AUGUCUGAUGUCGGCUGCGUUAACGCCUUCGUAGGCCUGCUAAUAGUGGCCGGAGAGGUGUGCGUGGGACUGUUGGAGUGGGUCAGCAGGCUUCGCACGAACGUUGUGACCGAUAAACGUCCACCGUGUCCGAACAUUGUGAUCGAUUUGCAGGAUGAUCAUCCAAUGAACGAUAAUAUUGACCGUUGGAAAUGA
Molecule: messenger RNA, 195 nt
Organism: Cinara cedri
Lineage: Eukaryota; Metazoa; Arthropoda; Insecta; Hemiptera; Aphididae
Source: the annotation of a GenBank genome assembly